Ceratosolen solmsi marchali is the source of this 1220-nucleotide messenger RNA. Its product is annotated as GPN-loop GTPase 1. The transcript is spliced from 4 exons. The record is from RefSeq and is a predicted model, not a curated record. Gene Ontology annotation, molecular function: GTPase activity. Lineage: Eukaryota; Metazoa; Arthropoda; Insecta; Hymenoptera; Agaonidae. Bases 46 to 1206 code for a protein of 386 amino acids.
UUCGAUAAUUCUACGUUUCUGUUUUAGGCAAUUUAAUUCGACAGAAUGGCCGAAGGCCAGACUAUAUCCGAGCCUAUGGGCAGUAAGAAUGAAAAUUUGGAUUCGCUAUGUUCAGUAGAUAAUAAGCCUACGUGCAUAAUUGUACUUGGAAUGGCUGGUUCUGGAAAAACAACAUUCGUCACGAAAUUAGUAUCUAAACUUUACGAUAAUGGAAAGCCGUAUGCAAUAAAUUUAGAUCCUGCCUGCAUCGAAGUUCCUUAUCCAGCUAAUAUUGAUAUAAGAGAUACAGUUAAUUAUAAAGAAGUUAUGAAACAAUAUAGUUUAGGUCCUAACGGGGGUAUCGUUACAUCCUUAAAUUUGUUUUCAACAAAAUUCGAUCAAGUUAUAGAGCUUAUCGAACAAGCGGGAAAAGAUCAUAAGUACGUUGUAUUGGAUACCCCAGGGCAAAUUGAAGUUUUCACUUGGUCAGCCAGUGGAGCAAUUAUAACCGAGGCUUUAGCCUCUCAUUUCCCUACGAUUAUUGUAUAUGUUAUGGAUACCGUUAGAAGCGUAAAGCCUGUAACGUUUAUGUCAAAUAUGCUAUAUGCUUGCUCUAUUUUAUACAAAACUAAUAAAUUACCUUUGAUCGUCGUUAUGAAUAAGAUUGAUAUUGUCGACCAUAGUUAUGCUCUGGAAUGGAUGCAUGAUUUUGAAGCUUUUCAAGAAGUUCUCGAUUCCGAAACUACCUAUAUCAGUAAUUUAACACGUAGUAUGGCUCUUGCGCUCGAUGAAUUUUAUAAUAAUCUCCAUUGCUGUGGAGUAUCAGCCACCGUAGGCACUGGUAUAUCAGAUUUUUUCAAUCUUGUUACAAGUGCAAAACAUGAUUAUUACAAAAAAUACAGGGUAUCCUGGCAAAAUAUUCGAGAGAAAAGAUUAAAAGAAGAAAAAGAGAAGAAGGAGAAGCAAUUAAUGAACGCUGCUAAAGCUACUUCUGGAGAUGAUGUUCCUUUCAUUUCAACAGUUAGUAGUGGUAGAGAAAUAGCGGAUAUGUAUUUGAAACAUCCAGCUAAUGAAUCUAGCGAAGAUGACGAAGGUACGGAAGAUAUAGAAAACGAUAAUGAUGAAAACAAAGAGGCAGAGUCGUUUAAAAGUUUUUUAGAAAAGCACAAGAUGGAACAAGACAAAAAAAACUCAUCACAACAGUCUGUAAUUAAUAAACCAGCCUAGUUUAAAUAUUAUUG